GUCCUUGUUUGUAUCGAGCGCGGUUUAUCGUUUUUUCCACAAUUUCUCGCGCCUUACCCCCAUUUAUUUCCCAAUAAGUGACUAAUGUUGAAUUGUUAAGUGCAACAUAUGACGCUUAAGACUGAAUCUAAGAAAACUAAACGAAAAGCGCGUCCAUUUUUGGUACUACCGCUACUCGAAAAUCUUUCGUUGAAAAAAUUAAAUAUGCCUAAGAAAACAAAUUUAAAAUUGUUUACAAAAACUUGGCCUCCGAAAAAAGAUGGCAAGAAAGAAGAGCGUCCUCUCACUGCAACUUUAGAUAAACCAACAGUACUUAAUAUAAGUCUAAUAGGAAUAAUUGAUAUGAGUACUGUUCGGAAAGAGUUCCUCAACAUUUCAAACCUUUGUCGGUUUCCUAUUGCCCUAACUAUAACUAAACGAAAGAAAAUAGCUGUGAUUAAUCGUCCCCUUAGCCUUCCGUCCCCCGAGAAACAGAAAGGGUGCAAAAAGAGGCCCGAAACAAGUGAAGACAGCUACGAAGAAGAAGAAAGUAUAAGCAUUCAAAGCGCUAAAAUCAAACCCGGUAAAAUCAACACCGCAGUCAAAAAACCCAGUGUUUUAUCCAAAAAGAAGCCCCUCAGCGACGCUAAUAACAACACAAAAACGUUUAAAAUCCCACGCAAGCGUGCUGGUACUGUUGCUAAAUUACUGGAAGUUAACAAAAGUAAUUUGAGCAAAUCGACCAAACUGCCGGAACCUUGCAAAACUUGCGGUCGUCCAGACCAGCCAGAAAGGUUCCACAGUCAUCCAGCCACCCCUUUGAAAAUUGUCAAGAAAGAAGAACCACCGAAAAUGAAAAGUACCGUUCAAAAACCCGUGGCGAUGAAGUACAAGUCCAAGCAGAGUGCAGAAAAGAAGCCUUUGCCGCCCCCGCAGCGAAAGCCGUCUUUGCCCGCCCAGAAACUUGUGCACAGUCCCCCAAAUGUAGGGGUGAGCCCUGAGACGAGCACCCCGCGAGUCAAAUCAGCAAAGAGGACGCUCACGUGUUACAUCUGUGGACGCGAGUUUGGCACGGCUUCAUUGCCUCUGCACGAGCCCAAAUGUCUUCAGAAAUGGGAGAGGGAAAACGCCAGCUUGCCUACGCACAUGCAGAGAAAACCGCCGGUUAAACCGGACCCAACCCUAACUCCCGAAGAAUGGAACCAAUACGCCUGGGAGGCCUCACAGGCCACUCUGACGCCGUGUCCCAAGUGUGGCCGCACCUUCUACCCCGACCGUCUCAUCGUGCACCAACGAAGCUGCAAAAUUGUUCAAGACAACUCAAAAUCCUCCGUAGACAAAUCAAUACCCCCAUCGUCACCCAUGGGUCCCCCCAGUGUGGAAUGCUACAUCUGCGGCAAAAUGUUCGGGACGCACUCCAUCAAAAUCCACGAAAAGCAGUGUCUCAAAAAAUGGCACGUGGAGAAUGAUUCGUUACCAGCGGAUAUUCGAGCUCCGGAACCAAAAAAGGGGGAAGUUGGGAAAGUAGAACACCAGAGCCCUGAGCCCAGCUCCCGGAGGAGUAGUGUGGAGAAAGAGGAGAAGCCCUCGUCCGGAAAGAAAUCGCCCAUGUUUCCGUGCUAUAUUUGCGGUCGCCUCUUUACAGUCAACUCGAUUUAUAUACACGAACCGCAAUGCCUGAAGAUGUGGAAAAUUGAAAACGAUAAAUUACCAACCCAUAAAAGGAGGCCGCAACCACUCAAACCCGAUAUAAAGUUCACACAAGAUGGUAAAAUAGAUUACGAAGCGACAAACGAAUCCAAGUGGCAGAGUCACUUAAGUCAGUUGGUUCCUUGCCAAUUCUGCUCCAGGACUUUUAACCCAGACAGGGUGGAAGUGCAUGAGAGGAGCUGCAAGGGAUAGUUUAAAAGUGUGAUUGUAUUUUUUCCAAUAAAUUAUAACAAGUU
Molecule: messenger RNA, 1925 nt
Organism: Tribolium madens (black flour beetle)
Lineage: Eukaryota; Metazoa; Arthropoda; Insecta; Coleoptera; Tenebrionidae
Exons: 6
Coding region: 109-1881 (590 amino acids)
Source: RefSeq, a predicted model, not a curated record